CGCUAGGAGAUUGCAAUCUAAUUACAAUCUUUAAAUGUCUGCUUUGGAGAAUUUGAUGCUGUCUACGAAGCCAUCAUUAAAAACUCCACUCACCCCACGAACACCAAAGACUCCAAAAAAGCAUCACAACAAACGUGAGCUAGAUAACAUACCUCCGCAAAAAUUCAAAGUGGGAUAUCAAAAGGUUACACUGGAUGUUGAUUUGGAGCAAAACAGUAUUGCAGGUGAAACAGAAAUAACAGUAUUACCUCUAGACUCUUCUUUGAAGACUCUAAAACUAGAUUGCAGAGGCAUCCAAAUAAAGUCUAUUAUUGUCAACCAAAGGCGUGCACAUUACAGCUACGAUGAUUUCCUACAGAAUCAAGAAUAUAUGAACGAUAUAGAUAACCCAGUUUUGUCAGACUAUCAAUAUGACCGGUAUUUUGACUCCAAUAGCGAAAGUAUAACCGUGAACCAACAUGCGAUGUUAAGAUCUAAGUUCUAUCCUCUAUUUUCUGAUCAAAAUGAUACAGAGGAUCCGGCGUCCUCAUUUAGUGAAUGCACUUCCGAGCUUACUAUAAGAGUUCCCGAGAGUAUUAAAUUGAGGUUACAAGACUCAUCUAAAAUAUCAUUUUCUCCUAUAGGGACCAAUAGGUCGAUGAACGACACUCCAAACACCUCUAAUACAAUAUUUAAUUCAGAUAAAGUUUACACUCCGCUAAACAUCAGAAUAAUUUACACAGUCAAAAAUUUGAAAAAUGGAAUACUUUUCAACGGUGGAGUACACACCAAUAUUCCUAAAAAUUUAUGGUAUUGCCAUACUUUUAACAAUGAUGUUGGAUGUAGUGCGAGCUCAUGGGUGCCAUGCAUUGACAACUUUCUGGAAAAACCCGCUUGGGAUAUUAACAUUGUUGUCCCAAAAACAAUCGGGAAUAUUGGCCAAUCUAUAAUAAUUGGUACCAAAAAGGCUGAAGAGGCUUUCAGAAAAUCUGCCUUGCAACAAGUGGGAUCAGAGGGCACUAAUGCGAAGGAUACUAAAGUAGUUGAGGAUGAAGAUUUAGAAGAAAUUGAGAAUAGUAUGGACAGCGUUCCGUUAACGGUGGUAGUUCCAGAUUUGGUUAGUUUUAGAGAGUCACCACAUCCUAUUGAUGUUGCAAAAAAAGUGGUUAACUUUCAGUUUUAUAAUCCCGUUUGCGCCCACCAUCUAGGAUUUGCCAUUGGUUGUUUUGAGAAAAUUUCUAUGGUGGAUCUUAAACCAGGAACAGAGGAAUUAAUAAUCAAUCAGAAUUCAUCGGUGGAAGGUUCCGAGGAAGUUACUAUGCAAUUCAAUGUGGAUACAGCGAAUACAAAUAAAGUUCCUACAAUGCUUUAUUUUUUGCCAGGAAAAAGAGAAGAGGUGAUCAAUACCACGAUUUUUUUAUACAAAGCAUUGGAAUUCUAUUCCAAAGAAUUCAGCUCUUUUCCGUUCACUAGUUAUACACUAUUAUUCAUUGAAGAUUUACCCUCGGAUUUAUGCACUUUUGCAGGAAUGUCAAUUGCAAGCUCUCGACUUUUGUACAACUCUCAGCUCGUUGAACCUAUGUUUAGAACUACCGAGAUAUUAUCAAUUGCCCUGGCAGAACAAUAUUCUGGAGUCAACGUGUUACCCAAAACUUUGAAUGAUAUUUGGUGUGUUUCAGGCAUUGCUCGUUAUAUGAGUAAUCAAUUUUUAAAAAAACUAUUUGGAGUCAACUACUCUAACUUCACGUUUCAAAAAAGAUGUGAGCUACUAUGUGAAUUGGAUCUAGGAAAGAGACCACUUGCCAAUCAAGUGUUUCGAUUCCCUAUCAAUAGUGAUCAGGAUAUGGAUUUCAUCAAUUUGAAGGCUCCCCUAGUGCUGAUGAUUUUAGAUAGGCGGAUCACAAAAACGGAUAAGCUAUUUGGUCUCUCAAGAGUUAUACCCAAAAUAUUUCUUCAAGCAAUGUCUAAUGACUUGAUCAAUGGAAACAAUUUGUCGACUGCUCAUUUCCAAAGAGUCUGCGAAAAAGUUGCACAUCAUAGACUAGAAUCAUUUUUUCAAAAUUGGGUUCACAAAAGCGGAGUGCCAACAUUCAGGAUCACGCAGAAGUUCAACAAAAAGCGUCUUUUUAUUGAAAUGUCAAUUCGACAAAUGCAAAGGUCAAGUUUGAAUAAGGAUGAUUCAGAUUACGAUGAAGACAACAACGAGCUUGUUUCGGAGGAAAGAAACAAAAAUUUCGUAGAAGCAGCAAAUACCUUCAUGACAGAAGAUCAUCAUUUUGAUGCUCAGCCAGUCUUUACGGGCCCGGUAACUGUUCGGAUUCAUGAGGCUGAUGGUUCGCCUUAUGAGCAUAUCUUGGCCAUUUCGGACCCCUUGACCAAGCUGGACAUUCAGUAUAAUACAAAAUAUAGAAGAAGAAAGAAAGAAAAGAGAGAGGGAACCGAAGACGUUGAUGAAAAAGAUAAACUUGGUGAAAAGGAGAAAGAAACUAAAAAGAAGGAAAAGAUUGAAGAGCGCAAAAUAAACAUGUUAGGAAAUGUCCUUACCUCUUCCGAGGAGAUUGACAACUGGGAUCUAAAAGAAGACCAAGCUGCAAACAUUGACCCUGAGGCUGACCCAAAUGAUCAAAACAUUGAAGAUGAAAAAGAUGAAGCGUUUGAAUGGUUGAGGUUUGAUGCCGAUAAUGAGUGGAUUUGCAAAUAUACUCUCAAUCUCACCGAUGACAAAUUUGAAUCUCAGCUAAAGCAAGAUAGGGAUGUUAAAGCACAGUUUGAGAGUAUCAGAUAUUUUGGCAGUAUCGUGAGGCCUACCAUGUCUCACGCUAGAAUUCUAUUGCGAACUCUCGUUGAUGCUAGAUAUUUUUAUGGUGUGCGUGAAGAGGCUUCUAGAGCGCUAGCAAAGAUUUCGAAUGAGGAAAAUGAUCACAUAGGUAUGCGAUUUUUGCUAAAGACUUACAAGUACCUUUAUUGCUAUGAUAGUGAAAUUAGAAAGGGUUAUGAUGAGCUUGACCCAAAGGAAUAUCUACCAAAACCAAAUGAUUUCACGAACUUUUCCGAUCUUUUUGUGAUGAAGGCUAUCAUUGAAUCAUUAUCCAACGUCAGAAAUAAAGAUGGAGAUGCCCCUAUUGAAUUGAAAAGGAUUAUCUUGCAUAUACUUAAAUACAAUGAUAAUAACAACAACAAGUUUGAUGAUACAUUUUUAUACUCAACAAUUAUUAAAGCACUUUGCAAUUUGAUACUUAUCUCCAAGAGGGAGAUAUCGGAUUUGAAUGCAGACUAUACUAAAAAAGAGUUGAAUUCUAAUACUGUUCGUGAUGUUAAAGAUGAGUUCAUAUAUGCCGCAAUAAAAGAGCUGAAUCGUUGCUUGAAAAUGGAUGAGUGGUCCCCAUCCUACAGAAAUAUUGUGACAAAAGUUGUUUUAGAACAAAAAAUAAGGUUUGUUAGGGUUGGCUUAGCAAGGAUGACCUUUAUGGAUUUACUCAAUUACACGACCCCUAAGUACAAUGAUGAUAUCAGAUUUGUUGCUUUCGAAGGCUUGCUUCUUAUUGGUGGACUCCGUAAUAGCAGUAUUUUAAGCUAUUACUUCACCACUAUGAAACUAGAUGAAUCUUUGUACUUAAGGUACCAACUAAACAAGGGUUUGGUGACAAGUAUAGGAAUUGCAGCAUACUCAGGAAUCCCAUCUUUACUAGAUGAUGAUGAGUUUCUAAAGUCGGUAAGUGUAUUACAAUCAGGUGACCAGUCACAGGAAAGUUUUGGGAGUCGUAUCAUCCAAAUUGAAGAUUCAGCAUCAGCUAAAUUGUCCAUGCGGUCACGGAAGGACGAAUUGGCAAGGCGUACUAUACAAGGAUCGGUAGAUGUGCUACGUAGAGAUUUGGGCAUGGGUCAGGGCUUAAAGUACGAAUUAUGGGAAGCUCUUCACUCUUGUUUAAUUCCUAUUAACACGAGAAGGAACAUUUUUGACAUUAUGAUGGUGCUUUACGAGCCUACCAAUUCCUUCAUGAUCACCACAAGUCUCCCAACUGACAAACAGAUUAUUGUGAGAGUUAAAAGUAAGGUUAGCGAAGCAGCAAAUCGAAAUGGCGAAUCAUUUGUUGUUUCUUUGAAAAGGGAGGCUCGUUUCAAAAUUCAACUACCUGUUUUGAAAUUGAAGGUCAGUGACGAAAAAGCCAACAAUAAGCAUAAGGUUGCUAUUAGUGAUGUGAACUCAGCUCCCAGUCCUGUUAAAAAGCCGAGGAAAAAGAAACACGAAAUGCCAAUGAAUCUUGUUGAAGUGAGGAAAACAGCAUCUAAAUUUGAUGUCAAGAUCAGGUUUUCUAAAAAGGACUUCAUGAGCAACUCCAAAGAAAGAAAUAAAUUCAUACGUCAUGAUCCUUUGUUACCUUUACGAUUUGUACGAUUUAACCUUCGUACCAAAGAAGUGACAGUCUCAACGGAUGAAAAUUUCGAGAAUUUUGUUUCGAUUCCAUCACUCAUGAUUACAUUAAAAAUAAGCCCUCAGAAGUGGAAAUUGUUGCUCAGCGAUUCUUCUGACUCUAAUAUUGAUGAGCAGCAAUUGUUUCCUGUCAAAACUGAAAGCACAAUGAACCCUGCUACAUCCAUGGUAUCUCAUAAAGCUCACCAAGCUUCUCUCAAUGAGCUUGAAGCAACUGUUUCAAUGAAAACAGAAGACAUUGAUAAAGAGCGAGUCUUAGAACAGGAUCCAGAAGUACAACACGAUAUCAGCGAUGAAGGCGAGGAAAGCCUCCAAAAAAGUAGAGGGCAUAGUGAACAGAUUUUUGACGGCUCUGAGGUAAGUGUCACAGAAAACAAACCUCUAAGUUGGGGUUCAGAAUCGAAAAGUAUUAUUAAAAAGCUUAGUCCAGUGAGACGUGACCCUGACAGUUCUCUAUCCCCAUCAGCCAUGUCACAUACACUUGGCAGGUCAAAUUCAAGAUCGCAAAGCCCAGAAAUUACAGAAAAACCCAAGGAGAAAAAGAAAUCUGGCCCAAAAAUUAAACUAAGGCUCAAAUAGUUUAUAGGUUUUGAAUUUGUAUUGUAUAUUAAGUGUAAAAUUAUUGCAAGUCUCUAAAACAUAUACUCGUUAUAUAGGUGUUGAAGAAUUUUUAGGCAAAGAAAACUCGUUGUCUUUAGGCGGUAAAGGUGGUAACGGAGGUACAGGUUU
Pichia membranifaciens NRRL Y-2026 is the source of this 5140-nucleotide messenger RNA. RefSeq lists its product as hypothetical. Gene Ontology annotation, molecular function: transcription cis-regulatory region binding; chromatin binding; RNA polymerase II general transcription initiation factor activity. Gene Ontology annotation, cellular component: transcription factor TFIID complex. Bases 35 to 4990 code for a protein of 1651 amino acids. The record is from RefSeq and is a predicted model, not a curated record. The transcript has a single exon. Gene Ontology annotation, biological process: transcription initiation at RNA polymerase II promoter. Lineage: Eukaryota; Fungi; Ascomycota; Pichiomycetes; Pichiales; Pichiaceae.